AUCCACAGACGAGCGCGAGGGCGAAUAAAAAACACAAAAUGGCUGAUCAGCUGACAGAAGAGCAGAUCGCUGAGUUCAAGGAGGCGUUUUCGCUAUUCGACAAGGAUGGUGACGGCACCAUCACCACCAAGGAGCUGGGCACGGUGAUGCGCUCGCUGGGCCAAAACCCCACGGAGGCCGAGCUACAGGACAUGAUCAACGAAGUGGAUGCUGACGGAAAUGGCACGAUAGAUUUCCCCGAGUUCCUAACCAUGAUGGCAAGGAAGAUGAAAGACACAGACAGUGAGGAGGAGAUCAGGGAAGCCUUCCGUGUGUUUGACAAGGAUGGUAACGGCUACAUCAGUGCAGCAGAGCUGCGCCAUGUCAUGACCAACCUGGGUGAGAAGCUGACAGACGAGGAGGUGGAUGAGAUGAUCAGGGAAGCAGACAUCGAUGGCGAUGGGCAGGUCAACUAUGAAGAGUUUGUACAGAUGAUGACAGCCAAGUGAAGGCCUUGUACAGAAUAUAUUUGUACAGAAUUUCUUGCCUUUUUUUUCUUUUUGUUUUUUCCUCUUACAUUUGUCCCGCCCCACCCUGGCGCCCCCCCUCCUGCUCUCCAAAAGAAAUGCAUGUGUAUCACUUUGGAUUCCAGUUCUCAUGCCUGUGUCUGUCUGCUGCUGCCGUUACCUUGUAAGUUAAGGGACAGUCACAUGGGCGAGGCUCUCGGGGCGACAGGUGUCGACCCCAGGCCCCGCCCCCUCCAGCUUUGCAUUGCUGGCCAACUGAGGCCUUCGGUUGAAUUAGAAUCAGCAGCAACGUUGGCAUGUAAACAUUUUCAACGUGGAGACGACACUGCAUGGACUACGGACUAUUAUAUAUGGAAACUCAGCAUUGCACUACUGCAGAAUAAGGAAAAAAAAAAAAAAAAAAACGGGUGUAUUGCAU
Molecule: messenger RNA, 924 nt
Organism: Scleropages formosus (Asian bonytongue)
Lineage: Eukaryota; Metazoa; Chordata; Actinopteri; Osteoglossiformes; Osteoglossidae
Gene: calm2b
Product: calmodulin 2b, (phosphorylase kinase, delta)
Exons: 6
Coding region: 39-488 (149 amino acids)
Cellular component (GO): myosin II complex
Molecular function (GO): calcium ion binding
Source: RefSeq, a predicted model, not a curated record